UAGCUUUAGCAAAAGGAUAAGGAAACCACACACAUAUCUCCGGCGGCUACAAUCUGCUUACGAAAAUGGCGAUUGCUGCCGUCUCCAGCUGGUUCUCUACAGGCUUCAUCUCCGACGGCGGUCCUUUCAAUUCCCUACCUUCCUCUCAACGCCUCUUCUUCACAUCGCGUCAAUCUGUUCAUAAAUUCGUCCCCAAACUCAUCAAUAAUAGGAAACAAGCUCCAGGAAGAGAUAAAGACUCCUCAUUUACAAGCAAAAUUAACCAAGACCCAGAGAAGAAAAAUCUAUUGCAGAAAAAGGCUCAUGGAAGAUCAAAAGAUGAAAUUGAUGGCAAUACUGAUGGGAAGAAUAUGGGGAAAUCUCAGUCUAUGGCAUUUAAAUCAUUUGGUGUGCAAAAAAAGGAUACCAAGGGUUUAACAUUGGACUCGAAAGAUCUAAAGGUUGAAGCAAGUAACUUGCAAGAUGCAUCAUUUCUUAAUGCUGUAGUCAAGGUAUUUUGUACCCACACUUCACCUGAUUACUCUCUUCCUUGGCAAAAGCAGCGGCAAUAUACUAGUACUGGAAGUGCUUUUAUGAUUGGAAAUGGCAAACUUUUGACAAAUGCACAUUGUGUUGAGCAUAGUACACAGGUGAAAGUGAAGAGAAGAGGUGAUGAUACAAAAUAUGUUGCCAAGGUUUUAGCUAAAGGAGUUGAAUGUGACAUAGCUUUGCUCUCGGUAGAAAGUAAGGAAUUUUGGGAAGGAGCUGAACCGCUUCAAUUUGGAGGCCUGCCGUGUCUUCAGGAUGGCGUGACUGUUGUAGGAUAUCCUCUUGGAGGAGACACCAUAUCAGUUACUAAGGGAGUUGUAUCUCGUAUAGAGGUUACUUCUUAUGCUCAUGGAUCAUCUGAGUUGCUGGGGAUACAAAUAGAUGCAGCUAUAAAUCCUGGUAAUAGUGGUGGACCUGCAUUCAAUGACCAAGGAGAGUGCAUUGGCAUGGCAUUUCAGGUGUACAGGUCCGAGGAAGCUGAGAACAUUGGUUAUGUUAUUCCUCCAACGGUUGUUUCACAUUUCCUGGAGGAUUAUGAGAGAAAUGGGAAAUACACAGGUUUCCCCUGUCUUGGUGUCUUGUUGCAAAAGUUGGAAAACCCUGCAUUGCGAGCUUACUUGAAGGUGCCAUCAAACAAGGGUGUUCUUGUGCGGAGAGUGGAGCCCACUUCUGAUGCUAGCACCGCCUUGAAAGAGGGAGAUGUGAUCGUAAGUUUUGAUGGGGUAAAUAUUGGUUGUGAAGGAACAGUUCCAUUCCGGUCAAGUGAAAGAAUAGCAUUUCGCUUUCUGAUCAGCCAAAAAUAUGCGGGUGAUGUGUCAGAGUUGGGCAUCAUUAGAGCAGGGGAAUUCAUGAAAGUUCAAGCUGUUCUAAAUCCACGCGUGCAUUUGGUUCCAUAUCACAUCGAAGGCGGUCAGCCCUCCUAUUUGAUAGUUGCUGGUUUGGUUUUUACGCCAUUGUCAGAGCCUCUCAUAGAAGAAGAAUGUGAAGAGAGUAGUUUAGGGUUGAAACUUCUGGCGAAGGCACGAUAUUCUUUAUCAAAAUUCGAAGAGGAACAGCUUGUGAUCCUAUCACAAGUCUUAGCAAAUGAUGUUAACAUUGGGUACGAGGAUAUGUCAAAUCAACAGGUUUUGAAGUUCAAUGGUACACAAAUAAAGAACAUCCAUCAUCUUGCUCAUAUGAUUGACACGUGCCAACACGAGUACCUUGUUUUUGAGUUUGAAGACAAUUAUCUCGUGGUUUUGAAACGAGAAACAGCAGUUGCCACCUCAUCUAGCAUUCUCAAAGCCUAUGGGAUUCCGUCUGAGAGAUCUUCAGAUCUUCUAGUGCCUUAUAUAGAUCCUGCCCAAGACGGUAAACCGACACAACACUUGGAUUCCGAGGAGAGUCCAGUGUCCAACUCGGAGUUUGGUUCAGAUGGUCUUCUUUGGGCAUAAUAGUCUUUUUUAUUAACCACUCCGAAUGAUUGCUUGAAGAUCAACUCGCUUAGCCAAUCGAGAGACUCUCCGAAUGCAACGACAAUUAUAAAUUGAUUCUACAAAUGACUCCUUAUUUGUCGUUCAUGCCUUUUCUCCAAUGAAGAUCCGGGCUCUCACUUCCGAGAUGAAUGGCGCGAAAAUGGAGUUUUUGUUUUUAAUUUAUUCUCUAUUUGAAUUAAAUUAAAACACUGAUUUUAAGGUAUGAAUCUCUCAUUUAUUUUUGUUGUUGUAAGUUAAUUUUUUAGAGAUGGAAUAGAAUAAGUUAACACGAUUUGAGCAUUUAUUUAUUUUACAUAUUAUUUUGA
Molecule: messenger RNA, 2308 nt
Organism: Impatiens glandulifera
Lineage: Eukaryota; Viridiplantae; Streptophyta; Magnoliopsida; Ericales; Balsaminaceae
Product: protease Do-like 2, chloroplastic
Exons: 21
Coding region: 66-1961 (631 amino acids)
Biological process (GO): proteolysis
Molecular function (GO): serine-type endopeptidase activity; protein binding
Source: RefSeq, a predicted model, not a curated record